AUGAGAAAUCAAGAAAAUAUGGAGUACACUUUCUCUAGUCACAAACAAGGGGGGGUAAUGGGUGGCUACAGAUCUUGCAACGGGCUCCUAACAGGCUGGCACGCUGGAAGGACCAAAGGAAGGGUUUCAAAAAGAAAUGAAUUUUCAAAUGACCAUCAAAACCCAAAGAUAACAAACACCAAAGCAGAGUACCAGGUUGCCACCGUGAGAUUCGACGGAAGAAUGGUGGCAGAUGAAUCUGCUAUUUACUGCGGAUCUAUCGUUGCCUUUGAAAUCGUAAGCACAUGCCCACUAGAAUGGAAAAGUGGAACCUCACUAGACAGCGAGGACACGGACGUGGAGCCCCAUAUUUUGCAAUGGGCCCCCGAGGAGUCCACUGCCCUGAUUGGCGCCGUGACCUCCGGCGACACCUUGGCCUUGACCAUUUCCAGUGGUAUUCUGAGUGUUUCCUUUGCCAGUAGAACUCAUCGUGAUAGAAUUUCGGUUGAAUGGAUAUCUUUGGGUGGUUAUAAAUUCAAGACGACUGAAUGGCGCGUGAAUGGUGUGUUGGAGAAGGAUACUGUGGUAUUCAAGGUGGCCGAGCUGUUUGGGCAGAGUCCACGCCACAAAGUGAAAGAAGUGAUACUCGACAAUAUCAUUAUAAAAAUGCAAGAAAGCGGCGAGGUGGACCUGAAUGUUUCUGAAAGUUCGGAUGAUGCCGAGCCAAGUUGCCACAGCUACUUGAAGGCAGAAACUGAGAGAGUAAUUCGAUUUUAG
Lindgomyces ingoldianus is the source of this 756-nucleotide messenger RNA. RefSeq lists its product as uncharacterized. Bases 1 to 756 code for a protein of 251 amino acids. NCBI's taxonomy places the organism in Eukaryota, Fungi, Ascomycota, Dothideomycetes, Pleosporales, Lindgomycetaceae. The transcript has 7 exons. The record is from RefSeq and is a predicted model, not a curated record.